AUGACUCAACAGGUCGCCCUGAAUUCAAUCUCGUCCCUCGAGAAUAGAAUCUGCCCGGGUUGCAAGCAGUAUGCUGUGAAUGAGAGUGGAGGUUUAGUCGUGGCGUUUGGUCCUUUUUUCAUGUUGACUGCUUUAAAUGCGCGAAAUACACGAAUUUGCUACUGCUUUCAGAUGGCUCACCAAUCUGCGCCAACUGCUUCGUACAACUGUAAUGUCUGCCACCAACCCAUUCUCGACGAAGCUAUCAUGACGGGAGACGACUCAUACCACGCACAUUGCUUUAAUUGCAAGGUUUUAUUCGCCAAGACAAGUCAUGGGAUCUAUUGCAUGACUUGUCAUAACGAACGCAUGGCCAAGAUUCGCCGCCAUGCACAGCGGAAACGUGAACGGGAGAAGGCUGUCAAUGGCAGUACAUCAUCCUCGACGCGAGAACGAGAGGCGCGAGAAUUUCUGGGAGAGAACGCGGUGUCUGAUCGAUCACAAGCUGUUUCGCCGCCUUCGUCUGUGCGUCUAAAGCCAUCAGGGACGACUUUUCGAGAUACUCCGUCCAUGAGGAGUCUCAAUCAACCCAGGGAGGACGCCUUGUCAACACUGGAACGAAAGCGCAAAUCAAUACUACUUCAAGAUGAAAUACCUCAAGCAUCAGCCAAGAAUGGUGCUCAGCUGCCGAUAUCUGGAAGCCCACGACCGGUUCAGCAUAACCUUCCUACCUCGUCACGAUCAUCACGUGAUGUGCCAUCACAAUCGUUCUCAGUAACCAUCGCACCCCCCGACAACGUUGACGUUGAUCAUACUAAAGUGCACGUAGAUGAUGACCCCGGCCCGUCGAGCCCACAAUUAUCAUCUCAGUCUGCGAGCCAGGGUGAUCCCAUGACGCCUUUAGAGGGUCUGCAGUCUCAGGAUGGAGCUAGAGGGUCAUUGUUAAGUCCAUCAUCAGCUGUGGAUCCAAGUAGCGCACUUUCCAGGAGAAAGAGCUACGAUGACGGUGUUCGGCCACUGAACAUCCUGUUUGGAAAGAAGGGAAAUGCGGAGAAGGAGUCUUUGGACCAGUCUAGUCUCGGCGUACCAAAUGGUGCCACGUCUCGCAGUGAAAAGCGGCGGUCCAUCAACCCAGGACUUGCUCUAGAUUAUAAACAUUUAUUCCCUACCGCACCCGGAGUUUCUCUGCCAGAACAGAUGGUUCGGUCGCAGACCCUGCCUAUAAACCGCAGCGACUCACCCGUUGCUCCCUCUCCAUCUCCCUCCAAACCAUACUUUUCUGAUUCAUUCUCAUCUCGCCGGGCAUCCAAUAUCAGUCUACUUCGUGAUAAUGCCUCAGGUUCGACCAUAUACCAUUCCCCUCCCCCGUCACCUGCUCCUACUACUCUUGAACACGGACGAGCAACUCCUGAAAUUCGUAUGCGUUCAAUAUCGCAUGAUCCCCAUCAACCCCUUUCCGCACCACCGCAUACCCACUCGGCGACCCCAUUACGUCCUCUCCAACGGAUAAAUCCCAAUUUAGAGAAAGUCUCUGCACGUUCAGACACUUUGAACCAUGCAAGCAACUCAGCCAACGGUCUAUAUACCCAGAAAGUUGACGGCCGACUGUCCCCUUCUGGCCCUUCGAGCGAGAGAACACUGCGCAUGGAUAAUAUGCCCACUGGCUCAAUGUCAGAUCGCUCCAGUGUGGUUACUCCAACGUCCCCAUCUCAUAGAGCGGAUGUCCCCCACGGAAUUGAGAGUGGUACAGACACGGACGUAGAAGGGGAUAACAUUCGCAAGUCCGAAGACGAGAGCACUUCGCCCAUUGCUGCUCCUCCUGUCCCAUCUAAGCAGCACAAGGCAAAGGCACACGCAAAUCAGCUCAAGCUGGAUAUUAACCCUGAUGUAUCUGCCUUGUCACACGUGGAUUCAAACUCGGAUGAAUCCUCGCCAGUCGAACGCACAUCCGUUGCAACGUUCAUCCAGCCCGCCCUUCUUCCCCCUAUUCGCUUUUCCAUGACGGGCUCAGACUUCUCAGACUUUCUGAAGUCAGUGGGCGGAAUGCCAUCUCUCAAAUCGCUCGAUCAGAUUGCUGAGGUGCAACAGCAGUCAGUGAUUCCAGUCGGAAGUCGUCAAGCUCAGGGAUCGGACCAUCAUCGGGAGCCCUCUAGUUCCUCUCAGUCAUCGACCGCACUAGAUGCCGAAGCCAGAGACCUGCUUUCAAACCUGUCUCACGAUUUCUCGCCAAGAGGCCGCUCUUCUUCCGAGUCGCAAUUUCCAUCACUCUCCUGUCAUGGAGCGAAACACGAGAGGCUGGACUCAAAUGCAUCAUUGAAUCCUAACGCCCGCAUAGCUGUCACGUCACCCGUUUCAACACCUGUAUCUGGCAAUUCAUAUGAUCUUGUGAUCCACCGCCUUCAUGAGGUUCUCGAUGACGCAAGCGAACGUGGCUAUCAGCAAUUGAAGUUGGACAACAAUUUCAUCGGAACCAUUAUUACGUCGAUGGAGCAACGACGGACAGAGUACGCAGCGCUCAAACACAAGUAUGACGGCACAAAGAGGGCGAGCCAGCAAUAUAUUGACGGUCUUACUGUUGCCCAGAAAGAACAUGACCGUGAACUUGUGGCUCGACGCAAUGCCGAGGCAGAGGUUACCCGCCUGCGUGUUUUAUUGUCUGGUCAAGCUGCUAAGUUGACUGCUCUCAACGGUGAGGCAAACAGAUCGGAAGCACGGCGACAGCUUUCCCAGGACCUUGCAAAAAAGCUGGAUCACUUAGAGCAUGAUCUUUCCCAGCUGAAAGCGGAGCGAGACAUGACUUUAGCAGAGCUUGAAGAACUAUGCGCGUCAAAGAAUUCCCCUGGUGUCGCAAACUCGGGCGAGAUGCCUGCCGCACAGAUGAGCCGGUCUUUGACCAUGCGUCUGGACAACAUCAAGAAGCAGUAUCAGCACGAGCUCAUCCCUCUCACCCAGCAGCGAGAGGCUCUCAUCAGAGAGGUGGCGGAGUUGAAGGCUGCCCGUGAACAAUUCCUCGAGGAAACGACUGUCCUUAACGCUCGAAACGAAGAAUUGGCGCAGCUGAGUGCUCAAUACAUGCGUCGGAUUGAGGCCUCCCGCUCUGCAACACCUACGAUGGAAGUCCUUACUUCGAAGGAAGAAUCAGCAGCAAACCCGCUUCGCGAGAAGAGCACAUCCUUUGACCGCGAUCACCCCCAGCCUGACCUCCCAUCGAUGGCUUCAUCACUCAACGGCUCAGGAGCUCCCAGCGCCACAACACUGGUUGAAGAAUCAGAGGCUAAGUUCAAGGCUAGCCGCCCCGAGAUAACAGACGCCUUACCCUCAACGCUGAAAUCCGCAAAGUUCAAGUGGCCCAUGGCUAGAGGUCGGGAUCCCUCGCUUUCGUCAGCUGAUCAGAAAGGCAAAGGUCGAGUGGCACAUUCCUUCAACCAGACGAGUGUACUCCGCUUUACGCGUUGCGAUCAUUGUGGUGACAAGCUAUGGGGCUCCCAGUAUCGAUGUUCAGUUUGUCAUAUAUCUGUGCAUCCUCGCUGCGUCAAUCAAGUGCAACAUACAUGCUCUCAACAGCCCCCUCGUCGAGACGAUGUCAUCACACAACCUCCUCCCUCUAUGUUUGGUCGCAGCCUUGUAGAACAAGUGAAAUCAGAUUCAAAGUGGGGUGAACGGAGGGUCCCUAUUAUCGUGGAGAAAUGCAUCGAUGCGGUGGAGGCACUCGCGCUGGACUACGAGGGCAUCUACCGCAAAACUGGUGGUAGUGGGCAAACGAAGGUGAUCACGCAACUAUUUGAGCGAGGGGACUAUAUGGCGUUCGAUCUGCGUGAUGACGACCGUUUCAAUGAUAUCUGCAGCGUCACUUCCGUCUUAAAGACAUAUUUCCGUCAAUUACCUGUCCCUCUUUUGACUUACGAUCUUCAUGGAGAGUUUAUCUUGGCCGCUGGACUCAAGGACCCCGCGCUCAAAACCAAGCACCUGCAGGAGUUGGUCGACCGCCUCCCCAGCGAGCACUAUCAUACUCUACGCCUGCUUGUAUUACAUUUACACCGUGUACUGGAACACAGCGACACAAAUCUUAUGAAUGCGAGGAACUUGGGAGUGGUCUUUGGACCCACGUUAAUGCGUUCUUCAGAUCCUGGUUCUGAGUUCAGUGACAUGGCCGGCAAGGCCUUGAUGAUCGAGUGGCUCGUAGAUAACGCUCCUUCUAUUUUCCAGUCGCAAACAUCCCGUUGAUUCUCACAUUCUAUUCCGGAUAAACACUUCCCCCGUAUGUUAUUGUAUUCUUCGUAUUUUCUCGGGUAUCA
Messenger RNA from Suillus paluster, 4274 nucleotides. Its product is annotated as RhoGAP-domain-containing protein. Gene Ontology annotation, cellular component: cytoplasm. The record is from RefSeq and is a predicted model, not a curated record. The transcript is spliced from 14 exons. Bases 1 to 4203 code for a protein of 1400 amino acids. NCBI's taxonomy places the organism in Eukaryota, Fungi, Basidiomycota, Agaricomycetes, Boletales, Suillaceae. Gene Ontology annotation, biological process: signal transduction; regulation of GTPase activity.